AUGGAUGACUCUACAAGUAGCUCCUGGGUCCAUCGAUUUUGCACUGAACUCGGAAAUGACUUCUUCUGCGAAGUUGACAAGGAUUUCAUCAAAGACUUCUCCAACCUCGUAGGACUUGAAGAACAGGUCUGUCCCUUUGAACAGGCUCUCGAUAUAAUUCUGGAUAAACCUCUAAGAAGUGAAACAAUCUCAAAAGGCAUUGCCAAUGGAUCGAUUAAAAUGCCUACAUGUACAAUAAAAGAAAAAUCGUUGAAUAAAGUUGCAGAGAAGCUGUACAGUCUCAUACAUGCAAGGUUCAUCUUGAGCGAUCGAGGCUGCAAUAAGAUGCUUUACAAGUACUUGCAAGGUGAUUUUGGCCAUUGUCCACGAGUUCUUUGUAGUAACUCAAACGUUUUGCCAGUUGGCAUGUCUGAUAAACCAGGGGAAGAAACAGUGAAAGUCUAUUGUCCUCGAUGCAGUGAGGUGUAUUCUCCACGGCUUCUUAAACACAGCUAUGUGGAUGGAGUAGGCUUUGGCAGGAGUUUUCCUCACAUGUUUUUCAUGGUGUUUCCUGAAUAUAGACCUCUAAAAAGCACUGAAAAGUACACGCCACGAUUACAUGGAUUCAAAAUCCAUCCCUCGGCAUAUACAUCGCCAUUUCAAGUAAAAAGGAGUAAAGUGGCUCAAUACCCAGUUAGAUUUAAUGGGGGUACCCCAUACAGGAGAGUAAAUGAAAGUUUAUUAUAGUAUAAAAAUAUUGUAGUCACGAGGAGUCAUAUGUCAGCUUUCUAGUUCGAUACUUAACAUGGGUUGUUACACAAGUCAUGUCCAAAUAUGUUUUUCACAACUGUGGUUUUCAUAGUGAAGCUAGAACAAUGGAACUCAUAUGAUCGUAACCUUAGAAAACAGCCCACAUUUUGUAACACCACCUGAGGUUUCCCCACAAAAUGACAUCUGAGGAAUGAGUGCAGAAAAUUCCACUUUGAAGAUGUGUCACUACCCAGGUUUGGUUAGUGAAGCCACAGGUGGCGUCGCAAAAUCUUACCUGUUUUCGCAGACAAAUGUGAUUGUGAGUUUCACCAAUGAAGAUCACAGCUUUAAUUAA
Messenger RNA from Porites lobata, 1084 nucleotides. NCBI's taxonomy places the organism in Eukaryota, Metazoa, Cnidaria, Anthozoa, Scleractinia, Poritidae. The record is from the annotation of a GenBank genome assembly.